Molecule: messenger RNA, 4773 nt
Organism: Musca vetustissima
Lineage: Eukaryota; Metazoa; Arthropoda; Insecta; Diptera; Muscidae
Gene: spri
Product: protein sprint
Exons: 8
Coding region: 16-4674 (1552 amino acids)
Biological process (GO): signal transduction; vesicle-mediated transport
Cellular component (GO): endocytic vesicle; cytosol
Molecular function (GO): guanyl-nucleotide exchange factor activity; small GTPase binding
Source: RefSeq, a predicted model, not a curated record
GAAUUUUAUAAAACAAUGAUGACAACAACCAGUAUGGGACGCAAUUUCUUUGAGAAGCUCUUCAGUUUUCGAUCUUCCGAUUCCACAUUGGCAACAACAACAACAACACACCAUCAUCAGCAGGGCUUAAAUGCAACAGCCGGACAAAACAAUCAAUUAAAAUCGAAUACAACCAAUAAUGCAACAACAGCGUCUACUACAAAUAACAACACCAACAGUAGUGGCGGCCUAAACAGUCAUCAACGUCUACCAUUUUGUGGUUUAGAUUCCAUUAAAGGAAGUGACAAUAAUGGUGGAGAUGGCUCGAUUGGUGGCAAUAACACCAAUUCCAGUGGUGGUGGUAGUGGUGUUGCGACUGCAGGCGGCAAAACCAAUUUAAGUUUUGAUCUGAAUCGACAAAACGGCAACUCUUCAACAUCAACACACAUGGCAGCAGUUCACAACAACAUGAUGUCACAUGACAAUGCCUCGGAACAGUUUCAUUCACUCGAUGCCACCGAUAGCUGUGGUGAUGGCCAGUUUGAAGAUGAUAUGCAAGCCUUGCUGCCAAAAUGUUCUCGGCUAUCUAGAGAUGAACUAAGUCAGUCCCGUACAUCUCUUGUUUCGAGUUCAGAUGGCGGCAUUUUGGCCGAGGGUGAAACAUCAAGUGAAACUUCCCGUGGCUCGGAUGAUGAUUCGCCUCCCUGUGAUUUGGGUCUGGUGGAGCGUUUGCUGUUGACACAUCCAGUGUGGUUUUUACCCGGCAUUCAACGUUCGGGUGCCGUUCAUUUUCUGCAAGGCAAAGAAGAAGGGAACUUUAUCGUACGCGGUUCAAGCCAACCCAACACCAUGGCAGUUUCAGUGCGCCUACCACCCGAUACUGGACCAUAUAUCGAACACUAUUUGAUACAAUCCAAUGAAGGCAUCCUCUGUCUGGAGAGUUCUCGUUUUAAAUUCGAUUCGAUACCCUCGUUGAUAGCUCACUAUGCUCAGUGCUGUGAUGAGUUGCCCGUUCAGCUGGUCUUGCCACGGGCACUUAGAGAGGCUAAAAAUCGUCAACAGCUAUCAUCACUGGCAUUGUUGGGUCAAGAAUUCUGGCGUUAUCCCAUGUCUUGCCCUAAAGAAAAAGAGGCUACUUUUCUCGACGCCAAAUCGCCGAAUUCUAUCACCGAAACAAGCGGCAUUGGCACAACCAUUUUUAGCAACUCGGGUGGCAGUUCCAGUGCAACGGGUGUCAAUCAAAACAGUAAAGUGUUCAGUCCCAUUAGCAAUAUAACUAGUAUUUUUAGCCAGGCUGGAACACCCUCAGAUACCACAUCCAGUAUGAGUUCGUUUACCACCAGCGGUGGUCAACACAUGCAGCUAAUGAGUCCCGAAUCCGUAGACUCAGUUAUUCUCACAAUGUCUCCCGUUGACAUCAACAACCAACGGAAUGGCAUUUUAGGUCUUGGCAAUAAUCCAGCGGACAAUUUCAAGACUUCCUCGAACAAUCUAUCCACAUUCAAAUCGAAUGCCCUGCAAAAUUCUCAACAAAAUAAUUUUAAGAACUCAACGAAAAAUAUAAUGGAGCAAGAAAUACGAACACAAAGACCCAAGCCGCCGAACACCUUGAAUUUGGACUUGCGAAAGCCAGCUCCAGCUCCACCAAUGAGAUGGUCCAAACCGCUUUCACCCAACAGCCCACAACCUCCAACGGACAUAAAUGGUCUGAAUGCUGCCAAUAAUUUUACCGUAACCACUACAGUGACAUUCUCCGUAGACAACGCCAAUGCUCCCCAAUUCGUUGAAGUGACAACACCAGCUGCCAAUAACGCAUUGACAUCGGUCAUUAACUCCAAUACCACUUUCCAAACAUUCUCCAAACGCCUAUCGCCCGAAGGUGAAUGCAAAGACACAUUGUCGUCACAGGGUUCGUCGGGCGGUAGCAGAUGGCAGUCUCACAGCAGCAAAGACUCGAAUAGUAGCCAACGAAAUAUACUAUCGCCAAGUACACCCACAAAUGCCACUGCUGGUGGAAAAUCUCGCAAAUCAAAGUCUCGAAAGGAAUCUAAACAUUAUCAGGAAUCGGAUAUUUUGGAAAGUCCGGAAAUUUAUUGUCGCAGUACUUUGCACGAUAAAAUCAGCGAUUAUGAAGACUUGUGGUCCCACGAUCCCAGUGACAGGACUGGGCUUUUGACCAGCUUUAAGCCACCACCAGAUGGUCAGCAGGGAAAGAGACCCGAUUUAUUAGCGGAAACACCUUCAGUUACCUCUUCCUCGAAUACGAAUACCACAACACCUGCCGUAAACUCUUGCCCGCCUCUAUCACACAAUGCCGACCCGCUUACCACAAUGUCUUCCGAGACAACUUCAGACACUCAACAGUUAUUGAAAUUUUCCGAAGAUUCCAAGCCUCGUUCGAGAGCUGGUCUUAUCUUGCCCGGUCUCAUGAGUCAAUCCCUAUCCGAAGAUCAAGUCUUCAAAUGUGAAACAACAGAGGGUGAUACAACACCUACUGCCCAGACCCCAGUGUCACGCAGUAAACAGGGUAGUCCUUUCUAUGCUGAACCCGCUGAUGCACUGAAACAAGCUGGUCUAACUACCGCCAGUAUUUUAAGACGUUCCCAACGUGGACCCCUACUACCCGCAAAUCAUCGCCAUUCGGAACCACCAAAAGGUGGAUUUGUGCGCACACCAAUGUGUCCACUAUUGGUACCGGCUGAAAUAGAAAAAAUCGCUGGUAGUCUGGACGAGUUGAAAAAGAAGCAACAGCAACAAUCACAGCAGCAGCAACAACAACAACAACAGACCCAGCCCCAACAGCAGCCAUCAAAAAGAGCAAGAGGACGAUUUGAACAAUGGCAAUUGGAUAGCAGUUGGGAAUUUAUGGCAAAGGGCGAUGAUAAUAAUGGUGAAUACGGAGAUUAUGAUUCGGCUGAACAAUGGAAAGAUGUCAAUGCUUCGGACAAUCCGAACAAAGAGAAUUCUCUAAAUCGUGAGGCCAACAAAGAAAACAAACAGAAACCCUUGACAAUACAUCAAAUUAUUGCCAAGAGAUUACCUGAUCUGAACUUGCCGGAAUUAGUGAGAUGUUCUACGCCACCGCAACAACAACAACAACAGCAGCAUCAACAACACCAACAAAAUGGCAAUAAUAAACAUCUCAACGAAUUGAAUGGCAGUCAGAAAUCCUUUGAAUCGUCACAAAAUAACACUUGUCGACUCUCUUCGUACGACAAUGUGGAACGUAACUAUGCCCUUAGCCAAUGUUUCUUUAAUGGCUUGGAUUCAGCGCAAUCAGAUGAUGGUACAGUAUUCUCAGAACCAUGGGAUUCAUCACAAUGGGAUUCGUUUAUGCCACAUGAUGAUGCCACUAUUAAUUCGGAUACCAUACAUUUGUCGAAAUGUCGACCACUACUUUCCGAAGAUGAUACCAUUAUCGAAGAGCUCAGUACCAAAGAACUUAACAAUCAAGACACAUUGAAGCCGAAAAAGACAAAUAGCAAACAUGCCACAAUUCUAAGAAAUCCUAGUAUACGAGAUCGGGAGAUUUUAUGUCACCCACGCAAUAAAAUCAACAUAUACAAUGGUGGUCCCGGCGAUACUGUACGGGAUUAUACUCUGCUGUUGGCCACCGACCAGGGAACUACUUUUGCUCGCAACAUUGAAAAUUUUAUUUCUUGUACCAAGGAAUCGCGCGAAGCAGCUCCCCAGGUGGUGAUGCGUAACAUGCGUCAGUUUAUGAAUGGCAUGAAGAACUAUCUGGUUAAGCACGGCGAAGGCAAAUUCCAUCAAGAAGUUGAAGCAGCUCGCUCUCGUCUUAAAUCGGAUGAAUUCCUCAAUUUGGAUGCCAUUCUGGAAACUGUGAUGCAUCAAUUGGUUGUACUGCCACUGAGAGAGCAUUUAUAUGGAAUGUUCGUAGAUUACUAUACCAGAUCUGAGGACAUCCAAUUACUGGCCCAGAAUGUAAAAUAUGCAUGUGGCCGUGCUGCCAGUGAUUUUGGUAUUAGAUCAUCUGUUACCCCACCCUCGCCAACUUCGUUACAAGUAAUAUCAAAUCUAUUGUUACGCCUGCAAGAGGCUGAAUUGCCGUUGGAGAAAUUAGAAUUAUUCCUUUGUGUUAUUUCGACCAUUUUCGAUGCGACUGGUUGUCCUCGAGGACAGCAAUUGGGUGCCGAUGACUUUUUGCCCAUACUGGUUUAUGUUGUGGCCAAAUGUGGUUUUGUUGGAGCCGAAAUAGAAGCGGAAUUUAUGUGGGGUCUAUUGCAACCUACGCUCUUAAAUGGAGAGCCUGGCUACUAUUUGACCGCCUUAUGUAGCGCUGUACAUGUCUUGAAAAGUUUUAUGGCAUCGGAGAAUGAAAGUGGUACUGGUUCUUUAGAUUGGCGUUCUUCUUCUUUGCCGGCAUGUUCUUCUGUGUUAAGGGUAAUCAUACCCGAUGAAUGUAAUGGAUCGUUACAAACUCGUACUUUGCCAGUUAGACCGCAUACCACUACCCGUGAAGUGUGUCGGAUCAUAGCCCACAAGGCACGCAUAACCAAUCCCCAAGACUAUGCCCUCUUCAAAUUGGUAGAUGGCGAAGAAACGCUGCUCAACGAUACCGAAUGCCCACAAGAUAUACGACUGGCAGCCAAGGGAAAACACUGCAUGCUGGCCUAUAAACGCAUCGAUGCCAAAAUAGCAUGGCCAACAACUGCCCAGCCAAAUUUCAAUUAGACACAAAAUGGAUUCAAGCCACUCCAGCAUUGAAACAUGACUUAAUUAUUUAUAUAAUUCCCUUAUACAAUUUUAAUAUGUUUAAGCCUUGAAUAUUUG